This is a messenger RNA of Lingula anatina, 5331 nucleotides long. RefSeq lists its product as uncharacterized. Gene Ontology annotation, molecular function: calcium ion binding. NCBI's taxonomy places the organism in Eukaryota, Metazoa, Brachiopoda, Lingulata, Lingulida, Lingulidae. The record is from RefSeq and is a predicted model, not a curated record. Gene Ontology annotation, biological process: cell adhesion.
UGCUUAAAGUAGGUCAAAGAACUUGAGACGAAAUAUUCUGAGAAUAGCACACGGUUUCUCUUCUCUGACAAGUGGAGAAUCCUCAUAGCCUAAGCAAGGGGAGUUUGCAACAUGGCAUUCCGAUCGUCGGUCGUGCUUAUCCUAUCGCUGGCCUUUCUGGUGGUCAACUUCGACAGCGUCUCGCCUGAUGAGCAAAUCGAUCACAUAGACGGCGAAGAGUUGGAUAAAAUCAUUAAGAGUGGAAAGCUAGCUCUCAUUUACUUCGCACCUAGUCUGAAUUUGGUACCCACUGGACAAAGUUUAUUAGAGCAAACGCAAGAUGUUACAAAACAGAAAGUUAUAACAGGAGUCGUCGACGAUCUUCAUGUUGCCAGGAAACAAGGCGUGGGUAAAUGGGGCGCACUUGUUGUUUACUACCAAGGCGAGAAAACCACAUACAGAGGCGAGAGGUCGGGAGAAAAGAUUGCAGAAUUCCUAGCAGAGUUUGAAAGUGAUCAAGACGGCGACGGUAUCGUCGAUGCACUGGAUUCUGAUGCAGACGGCGAUGGCAUACCGGACGUCAAAUCGAAUGAUGCGGUAGACAUCGAUACAGACGGAGACGGAAUCCCAGACUACUUAGACAGCGACGCUGACGGAAACGGAAUACCGGAUGAUCAGGAAAAAGACACAGAUGGCGACGGAAUUCCGGACUAUCUUGAUGACGAUGAUGAUGGCGAUGGUAUACCAGAUGCUGAUGAUAAUGAUGCUGACGGCGAUGGAAUACCGGACGUCCAGGAAAGGGACACGGAUGGUGACGGAAUUCCGGAUUACCGCGAUAAUGAUAUCGACGGUGACGGAUUACCCGAUGGUCUAGAAAAAGAUACGGAUGGAGACGGCAUUCCGGAUUAUCUAGACGAUGACGACGACAAUGAUGGAAUACCGGAUUCUGAAGACGACGACUCUAAUGGAAACGGCAUCCCGGAUGAGCUUGAAAGAGAUAAGGAUGGAGACGGAAUACCGGAUUACCUAGACAAUGACGCAGACGGCAACGGCAUACCGGAUCAUUUAGAGAAAGAUUCAGACGGUGAUGGGAUACCGGACUACCUAGAUGAUGACGACGACAAUGACGGCAUUCCGGAUGCCGAUGAUGACGAUCGGGAUGGAGACGGGAUUAAGGACGCAGAUGCGUUCCAUGUUGUACACUUGUCACGUGAGGCACUCCACAAAAUCAUCGACGCUGGAAAACUUGCCGUGGUGUACUUCGCUCCAAAUCGACAGCUUGUUGCUAUAGGUGAAAAUAUGCUCCAGGAACUUCACCCUUUCGUUCACUACGAACUUGUCGCUGGAGUCGUAGAUGAUAUGAAGAUCACAAAGGAACAAGGUGUUGGUAAAUGGGGCGCCGUUGUUAUCUACUACGAAGGCCAGAAGAUUGUGUACAGAGGUGAAAGAUCAGGGGACAAAAUUGCCGAAUACUUGAGUGACGUAAGUGUAUGUUAUUUCAAGCAAACGCAAGAUGUUACAAAACAGAAAGUUAUAACAGGAGUUGUCGAUGAUCUUCAUGUUGCCAGGAAACAAGGCGUGGGUAAAUGGGGCGCACUUGUUGUUUAUUACCAAGGCGAGAAAACCACAUACAGAGGCGAGAGGUCGGGAGAAAAGAUUGCAGAAUUCUUAGCAGAGUUUGAAAGUGAUCAAGACGGCGACGGUAUCGUCGAUGCACUGGAUUCUGAUGCAGACGGCGAUGGCGUACCGGACGUCAAGUCGAAUGACGCAGUGGACAUCGAUACAGACGGAGACGGAAUCCCAGACUACUUAGACAGCGACGCUGACGGAAACGGAAUACCGGAUGAUCAGGAAAAAGACACAGAUGGCGACGGAAUUCCAGACUAUCUUGAUGACGAUGAUGAUGGCGAUGGUAUACCAGAUGCUGAAGAUAAUGAUGCUGACGGCGAUGGAAUACCGGACGUCCAGGAAAGGGACACGGAUGGUGACGGAAUUCCGGAUUACCGCGAUAAUGAUAUCGACGGUGACGGAUUACCCGAUGGUCUAGAAAAAGAUACGGAUGGAGACGGCAUUCCGGAUUAUCUAGACGAUGACGACGACAAUGAUGGAAUACCGGAUUCUGAAGACGACGACUCUAAUGGAAACGGCAUCCCGGAUGAGCUUGAAAGAGAUAAGGAUGGAGACGGAAUACCGGAUUACCUAGACAAUGACGCAGACGGCAACGGCAUACCGGAUCAUUUGGAGAAAGAUUCAGACGGUGAUGGGAUACCGGACUACCUAGAUGAUGACGACGACAAUGACGGCAUUCCGGAUGCCGAUGAUGACGAUCGGGAUGGAGACGGGAUUAAGGACGCAGAUGCGUUCCAUGUUGUACACUUGUCACGUGAGGCACUCCACAAAAUCAUCGACGCUGGAAAACUUGCCGUGGUGUACUUCGCUCCAAAUCGACAGCUUGUUGCUAUAGGUGAAAAUAUGCUCCAGGAGCUUCACCCUUUCGUUCACUACGAACUUGUCGCUGGAGUCGUAGAUGAUAUGAAGAUCACAAAGGAACAAGGUGUUGGUAAAUGGGGCGCCGUUGUUAUCUACUACGAAGGCCAGAAGAUUGUGUACAGAGGUGAAAGAUCAGGGGACAAAAUUGCCGAAUACUUGAGUGACUUCCACAAAGACGAAGAUGGCGACGGUGUCGUUGAUGCCUUGGAUGAGGACGCUGAUGGUGACGGUAUUCCGGACGCAGAGGCCAAUAAAGAUUCCGACGGCGACGGGAUACCAGACGUGUUGGACAAAGACGAUGACGGUGACGGGAUUCCAGACCACCAAGAACAGAUUAGAAGACUUGACCGAAAAGCAUUAAAUGACAUUAUAAAAUCUGGGAAAUUGGCUAUAGUGUAUUUUGCACCAAAUGCCAAUCUUGUUCCGAUGGGAGAAAGUUUAUUUGAGGAGACCAUUCCACUAGUCAAGCAUGAACUUGAAGCAGGCAUUGUGAACGAUAAAAAAGUGACAAAUGAGCAAGGAGUGGGGAAAUGGGGAGCAAUUGUUGUGUAUUUUGAAGGAGAGAAAAUUGUGUACAGAGGGGAGAGAUCCGGAGCAAAGAUUGCCGAAUAUCUGAAAGACUUUACGGAGGACGAGGACGGAGAUGGCAUAGUGGACGCAUUGGACGACGAUGACGACAAUGACGGAAUCCCAGACUCCGAAGAAAAAGAUUCAGACGACCUGUACGCAGAGAGUGUAUUCCGACUAGGCGAAGGGAGAGGGCAAAGAGGCAGAGAAUUUACGGAGGACGAGGACGGAGAUGGCAUAGUGGACGCAUUGGACGACGAUGACGACAAUGACGGAAUCCCAGACUCCGAAGAAAAAGAUUCAGACGACACCCCCAAUCCCACCUGUGACAUGAAGAACCACACAUCUCUACCAUGUUAUCCUGUGUACUGUGCCACGUGGACCUGCGCACGCAUCCUACUGCACCAAGACAUGUACCCUGUGGAACCCGCUAACGUGUGUCGUGCCGUGACAAAUACUCAAGAUUCCGAUGGCGACGGAAUUCCAGAUAGUUUAGAUAAUGACGACGAUGGUGACGGAAUUCCUGAUAAUUUGGAAAAAGACACCGAUGGCGACGGAAUUCCUGACUAUUUAGACGAUGACGAUGAUGGAGACGGAAUUCCAGAUGCACAAGAUAAAGAUGACGAUGGCGACGGAAUUCCAGAUGACCAAGAAGAUUCCGAUGGCGACGGGAUUCCAGAUAGUAUAGAUAAUGAUGACGACGGCGACGGAAUUCCUGAUAAUUUGGAAAAAGACACCGAUGGUGAUGGGAUUCCUGACUAUUUAGACGACGACGAUGAUGGAGACGGAAUUCCCGAUUCACAAGAUAAAGAUGACGAUGGUGACGGAAUUCCGGAUGACCAAGAAGAUUCCGAUGGCGACGGGAUUCCAGAUCAUUUAGAUAAUGAUGACGACGGCGACGGAAUUCCUGAUAAUUUAGAAAAGGAUACCGACGGUGAUGGAAUUCCGGAUUAUUUGGAUCCUGAUGAUGACAAUGAUGGAAUUCCAGAUGAUCGUGAUCGAGACGACGACAAUGACGGUAUUCCAGAUGAACAGGAAAUCGAUACGGAUGGCGAUGGCAUACCGGAUUACUUGGACGAUGAUGACGACAACGACGGCAUACCAGAUGCCCAAGACAAUGAUGAUGACGGCGAUGGGAUCCCAGAUGACAGGGAAAAAGAUACAGACGGCGACGGAAUACCGGAUUACCUAGAUGAUGACGACGACAACGACGGCAUUCCAGAUNNUUUAGAUGACGACGAUGAUGGUGAUGGAAUACCAGAUUAUUUAGACGAAGACCAAAAUGGUGAUGGAAUACCAGAUUAUGAGGAAUUCCAAACAGACAAAGAUGGCGACGGCAUACCGGAUGCAAUUGAUCACGACGAUGACGGCGAUGGAAUCCAGGAUCACCAGCACAUAGACUCGGAUGGGGACGGCGUACCGGAUCACUUGGACCAUGACGACGACAAUGAUGGAAUACCAGAUCAUCACAAGGACACAGAUGGAGACGGCAUACCGGAUCAUUUGGAUCAUGACGAUGACGGAGACGGUAUACCGGACCACCAUGACGAGGAUCACCAUGAAUUCGGAAAAGACCACGUGGACACGGAUGGAGAUGGCAUACCAGAUCACCUGGACCAUGACGAUGAUGGGGAUGGCAUUCCGGAUCAUCACGACGAAGAUCACCAUGAAUAUGGGAAAGAUCACAAAGACUCGGAUGGGGACGGCAUACCGGAUCAUUUGGACCACGAUGACGACGGUGACGGCGUGCCAGAUCACCAUGACGACGAUCAUGGCCAUUUCCAUAAGAGAAAAUCUGCAACCCAGGGCAAAGCAGACCUCGUCGACACUGACGGUGACGGAAUACCGGAUCAUCUGGAUCACGAUGAUGAUAAUGACGGCAUACCGGAUCACCAUGAUGACGACCACCAUGACUGGCAUGGUCACAAAGACACGGAUGGAGACGGAAUACCAGAUCACCUAGAUCAUGAUGAUGAUGGAGAUGGUAUACCGGACCAUCACGAUGACGAUCAUCAUGAAUAUGGAAAAGAUCAUAAAGAUAGCGACGGUGACGGCAUCCCAGAUCAUUUGGACCACGACGAUGACAAUGACGGCAUACCGGAUCACCAUGAUGAAGAUCACCCUGAAUAUGGAGCCGAUCACGCAGACGCUGAUGGAGACGGCAUACCGGAUCACUUAGAUCAUGACGACGAUGGCGACGGUGUGCCGGAUCACCAUGACGACGAUCACGAUCAUUUCCACGCGAAAAAGGCCGCAGAAGCCAAGAAGGCGGGAAAAGUUAAAACAGAAUUGUAG